This is a messenger RNA of Podarcis lilfordi (Lilford's wall lizard), 18710 nucleotides long. Lineage: Eukaryota; Metazoa; Chordata; Lepidosauria; Squamata; Lacertidae. The record is from the annotation of a GenBank genome assembly.
GCUUGCUUCUCUCUCCUUUGCAAAAGCCCUUCCUGGACUUUGUAGCUGCUUUAAAGUGUGGAUCCAAGGGUAUGUGGCAGAAUAGUAAUGGGGAACCCCCGUCUCCCUUGCGGUUAGUCUGGAUAAGCUGUGGGCUCCUUGGGGCAGAGUCCUUGGCACAGAUGGAGGAGGGGGGGAGGAAGGGGAGCCCCUAAGUGCAGGGGCAGAAGCGGGAAAGUGCAGGAAUGGAGAGGGAGGGGGUCCCUCGGCUUGCAAAGGGUUAAAAGGAGCAGAGCGGGAUUCCUAGAGAGGACGGGAAGUGGAGGGGGAGUGAAGGUCCUCCAGGGCUAAAUCCCCCCUCCCCCUCCCUCCCUGCCUUCUUCUUCUCUCUCCUUUGCAAAAGCCCCUCCUGGACUCGGGUGAGUCUCCUCUCUCCUCCCCCUGAGGGUGCAAUGGGGAGAAGGGGGUCCCAGGGGGGCAGGGAGACCCCCAAGUCGGGGAGCAGAGGGUCCUCCCUUGUCCUCUCUGCCAAGCCAGGGAGGGGCCACUUCGCAGGAGGUUUGCAGCUCUGCUCUUCCUUGGGAUCCAGAUGCUGCCUUCCUUUUGGGGGGAGGGGGCUUUGGGUCAAGGAAAUAAACCCCCUUCAGAGGGAGGGAUAUGUCACAUUUGUGAACAGAGGCUGCAGCCAGACGGGAACAUUCCCACGUGGGGGGAGCGCAGGGAGAAGAAAAGCCCGUCUGCAUCUGCAGCAGCACAACAGGACCACUUCCUCUGUCCCAGAUGCAACAAUAUUAUAUUAUACAACAUAAUAUUACUACUAAUAAUAAUAAUAAUAAUUUAUUUGUACCCCGCCCAUCUGGCCGGGUUUCCCCAGCCACUCUGGGCGGCUUCCACAAAAACGAAAUAGACACUAUUAUGUCAUACAUUUAAAACUUCCCUGAGCAGGGCUGCCUUAAGAUGUCUUCUGAAUGUCAGGUAGUUGUUUAUGUCUCUCCCCUGUCGCUCUCCACACCCACAGCUGGCGCUGUGACCUUCCAACAACUGGAUCUCACUCCCAAAGACACACUCUUCCAUGGUCUCCCAAGACAGAUGACUGCCAACCAGCCAACCAUUCCCUCCCCUCACAAUGCACAAUUCCCUCCCCUCCCCCUCCUGGUGCCCCUGGAACUUGGCUUGAGGGCAUUGGGAGGGUCCAACCCACCAGAUGAAGGGAGAGGAGGUCCUUCCAUCUGGAAAAUGGGAAUGCUUGCAAAGAUUUACUUGAAGAUGAGUGCCAUAUAGAUAAAAAACAUUAUUUUGUGGAAUUCCCCCAUUUACACAAAGAUUAAUACCCAUCAUUUAAAUACACAACAAAAUGGUUUCAGAAAAGAACAGAGCAAUGUGUAGAAAAAUAUCAUCUUUCUUCUCCCUUUUUCUCUUAGGGUCCAGUGUGCUUUGAAGACGUAGCUGUUCCUUUCACAGAGGAGGACUUGGCUUUGCUGGAUCCUGACCAGAGAGCUCUGCAGAAGGAAGUCAAGGAGGAGAAUCCUGGGAUCGUGGCCUCUCUGGUAAGGCUCCCUGCUGGAUCAUAAGAUCAGUUUUGAAAUUCCAUACAGAUCUCUGAAGGACAAACCUCCUCUAUUUUGAUGGAGCCCCAUAGCGCCACCUACAGCAUCUGAGAUGUUAACACACCCACAACUCUCCAUAGGACAUGUAUCUCCUGUUCUGUCUGGGAAUAUUCUUCCACCAGUCCUGCCUUUUCCAACCGUGAGGAGGCUGGUCUGAGCUGCCCAGGCCUUCUUCAGUGUAAUCUUCAGAGAUAUUAAGGACAUGGAGGUACAUCCUGUCUAAUUUUCUAUUUUCCUUUCUGCAUCUGUCUGUUUUUGGUUGAGCAAAGAAAUGACUGAGCUUGGAGAUGGAGCGGAUUCCAUGACUGACCCAAAUUAAAUCCAUCCCUGGAAAGAGCCAGACUUUUCGAAUCUCCGGGCCCCAUAAAUAAGUUAGAUAAUAUCAGCCAAAAAAGGCAGUAACUCCCUUCCCUUCUUCCUUUUUCACAAGCAUUCAUUUGCAUUGUUCACUAAAUUCAGACUCUUAUCUAUUCCUGAGGCUAUUAUAAUAAUUAAUUAAUAAUACUGCCAUGGGUUGUAGGUGGUAGGUGGUGAAUUGGAAAGGAAGAAGAAUGGAGACAAUAAGAAAAUCCACAUAAUGGAGAAACCAUAUAAAUAUUCAGAGUGUGGGGAGAACUUUAGUCAGAGCUCCCAGUCCACUUCCCAUCAAGGAAAGCUCUUCGUUCAGAAGGAGAGCCUCACUUCACAUGAAAGAACUAACGGGGGGAAGAAAUUAGUGCUUGAAAUGUGGAAAAAGCUUCCUUCGCAGCUCCACCCACAAUUCCCAUGAGAUACUUCAUACAGGGGAGUGUUUGGAAAAAGCUUCAUGCAGGUCAGAAACCAGAUCAGUGCUUGGAAUGUGGAAAGAGCUUCAUUCAGUUGGUGAAUCCAAUUUUCCAUGAAAUAUUUCCUGCAAGGGACUGUUUAGAAUGUGGAAAAAGCUUCACCUAGGAAACCAGUCUCAAUUUCCAUUAAAUAAAACACAGCAGGGAUAAUCAGAGAAUUUUAGAAAAUGGUAUAAGACAUAUGGUAUAACUGGUAUUAGGAAACUUCAUGAGGAAUUAAGGGGAAAGAUAGCAUUGACCCAGAGUAGUUACAAAAUUUAUGGUCUCCCCCCGAGUGCCAGGGACCCUCCUCCAAAGAGAGCUUUUUUUUGUCGGAAUUAUUUCCUUUUUCCCAAUUUUUGGCAAUUAAUGUUCUCACUGCCACUGUGGCACAAAGAAAUAUUUCCUUUUUUUUUUUUAUCUACAUCUAAUAUUCCCAAUAAAAAGGCUUCUGUUCUUUGGGGCAAAAUUUUGUUCAAAAGUUUUCUUUAGUUCUUCAUACACCGUAUCCCAGAAGCCCUUGAUUUUAUCACAUGGCCACCACAUAGGCAGAAGUGUCCCCUCUACUUGCCUCACAAGCCGUAAAAUUCCAACUCUCCUUGCAUAAUUUUUCCCAUGAUGUUAAUUGAAUAGGUUUCCCUAAAUCCAUAGCCAAUUUGAUCAUUACUGCCUUUACCUGUUCAUCCAUAUCCUUCCACUCCAAUAAGAUUCCAUACAUUUUAGAAAUUACUUUUGUUUUGUUUUGUAAUAAUUCUUUAUCCAAUACUGAAAUUGCAAAACCCUCUUUCUUGUCAGCUUUGAAGACCUCAUUUAUUUGGUGAUACUGGAUCCACCCUGUUAGGUGGUGUUUUAUUUCCUCCCGCAGUUUGGUCAGACUCAUGCUGGUAGCUUCAAGAACACUGUCCCACCAUCUCGUCCUCUGUCGUCCCCUUCUCCUUGUGCCCUCCAUCUUUCCCAACAUCAGGGUCUUUUCCAGGGAGUCUUCUCUUCUCAUGAGGUGGCCAAAGUCUUGGAGCCUCAGCUUCACUAUCUGUCCUUCCAGUGAGCACUCAGGGCUGAUUUCCUUCAGAAUGGAGAGGUUGGAUAUUCUUGCAGUCCAUGGGACUCUCAAGAGUCUCCUCCAGACCAGAAUUCAAAAGCAUAAAUUCUUCGGCGAUCAGCCUUCUUGAUGGUCCAGCUCUCACUUCCAUGCAUCACUACUGGGAAAACCAUGGCUUUAACUAUACGGACCUUUGUUGGCAAGGUGAUGUCUCUGCUUUUUAAGAUGCUGUCUAGGUUUGUCAUUGCUUGUCUCCCAAGAAGCAGGCGUCUUUUAAUUUUGUGACUGCUGUCACCAUCUGCAGUGAUCAUGGAGCCCAAGAAAGUAAAAUCUCUCACUGCCUCCAUUUCUUCCCCUUCUAUUUGCCAGGAGGUGAUGGGACCAGUGGCCAUGAUCUUCGUUUUUUUGAUGCUGAGCUUCAGACCAUAUUUUGCGCUCUCCUCGUUCACCCUCAAUAAAAGGUUCUUUAAUUCCUCCUCACUUUCUGCCAUCAAGGUUGUGUUAUCUGUGUAUCUGAGGUUGUUGAUUUUUCUUCCGACAAUCUUAAUUCCGGCUAGGGAUUCAUCCAGCCCAGCUUUUCGCAUGAUGAAUUCUGCAUAUAAGUUAAAUAAGCAGGGAGACAAAAUACAGCCUUGUCGUACUCCUUUCCCAAUUUUGAACCAAUCACUUGUUCCAUAUCCAGUUCUAACUGUAGCUUCUUGUCCCAUAUAAAGAUUUCUCAGGAGACAGAUGAGAUGAUCAGGCACUCCCAUUUCUUGAAGAACUUGCCAUAGUUUGCUGUGGUCGACACAGUCAAAGGCUUUUGCAUAGUCAAUGAAGCAGAAGUAGAUGUCUUUCUGGAACUCUCUAGCUUUCUCCAUAAUCCAGCGCAUGUUUGCAAUUUGGUCUCUGGUUCCUCUGCCUCUUCUAAAUCCAGCUUGCACUUCUGGGAGUUCUCGGUCCACAUACAACUUAAGCCUGCCUUGUAGAAUUUUAAGCAUAACCUUGCUAGCGUGUGAAAUGAGUGCAAUUGUGCGGUAGUUGGAGCAUUCUUUGGCACUCCCCUUCUUUGGGAUUGGGAUGUAGACUGAUCUUCUCCAAUCCUCUGGCCACUGCUGAGUUUUCCAAACUUGUUGGCAUAUUGAGUGUUGCACCUUAACAGCAUCAUCUUUUAAAAUUUUAAAUAGUUCAGCUGGAAUAUCAUCACUUCCACUGGCCUUGUUAUUAGCAGUGCUUUCUAAGGCCCAUUUGACUUCACUCUCCAGGAUGUCUGGCUCAAGGUCAGCAACCACACUACCUGGGCUGUACGAGACAUCCAUAUGUUUCUGGUAUAAUUCCUCUGUGUAUUCUUGCUAUCUCUUCUUGAUGUCUUCUGCUUCUGUUAGGUCCUUACCACUUUGGUCCUUUAUUAUGGUAAUCUUUGUACAAAAUGUUCCUUUCAUAUCUCCAAUUACAUUGAACAGAUCUCUGUUUUCCCCCAUUCUAUUGUUUUCCUCUAUUUCUUUGCAUUGCUCGUUUAAGAAGGCCCUCUUGUCUCUCCUUGCUAUUCUUUGGAAAUCUGUAUUCUAUUUCUUGUAGGUCUGCCUUGGAUUCGUAUCAAGAUCAUUCUAUCAUUUUUCAGAUUGCAUCCCAGUACAGCUUUUGCCACUCUUUUCUUGACUACGAGGGCCACUCCAUUUCUUUUACGGGAUUCUUGCCCACAGUAGUAGUUAUGAUGGUCAUCUGAACUGAAUUCGCCCAUCCCUGUCCAUUUUAGUUCACUGAUGCCCAGGAUGUCAAUAUUUAUUCUUGCCAUCUCAUUUUGACCACAUCCAGCUUACCUUUCGGCUUUGGCCCAGCCGCUUCAUCCGCUCUGAAUCUACUUGUCCUUGUCCUCCGCUCUUCCUCAGUAGCAUGUUGGACGCCUUCUGACCUGAGGGGCUCAUCUUCCAGCGUCAUCACUUUUAUAUGCCUGUUGCCUUUGUCCAUGGAGUUUUCUUGGCAGGGCUGCUGGAGUGGCUUGCCGGUUCCUGCUCCAGGUGGAUCACGUUUGGUCUAAACUCUCCACUAUAUCCUGUCCAUCUUGGGUGGCCCUGCACAGCUUAGCUCAUAGCUUCUCUGAGUUAUUCAAGCCCCUUCGUCACAACAGGGCAGUGAAAGUGGCCCAAUUCAAUUCUGUCCAUUAAACUUUAAUUAGUUUAAUGUUAAGUAAACGUCCAGUGCGCUUUCAACGCCAUAAGCCUUAUCUCAGCAGAGAAUUUCGUGCAGCGGUUGAAGAAGGCAGGAGAGUCAGUACCUUUCAAUGAAGAAUCCUGGAGCAAGCACUUUGGAACUCAAGAAAAAAAACUUUAUUUACAAAAGAAAAACCCUGGCGAUAAAGCACACAUGCUUUUAUCUCCAGCAUAAAGAAAACUUUACUCUAAACUUAACUCAUAUUAGCAAACACGGGGGAGAGAGAGAACACACGGGUGAACUGACUAUUUAUACAAACUAACUCACAUUCCUAGAUGCUUAAUGACUUCCAGCUGCUCAGUGAUUAGAGCGACUUGUUACCUCUUAACCCUUUAGUACCAACACCCCCUCUCGCUCGUAACACUGAGCUGUACCAACCUUAAUUCAAAUUUAAACCUGAACAGAAAUAUUUAUGAGAUUGCGGACUCAAAGCUUUUGUAAAACCGUCUGCGAGAUUUUCUUUGCUUGGACAAUACUUUAGUUCAAUUAAACCUUGUUUUACACUUUGGCAUACAUUUUGAUAACGGAUAUCCAAGUGUUUUGUGAGUGCCUUGAAUUGACCUGAUUUAGCUAGUUUAAUACAAGGUUGAUUGUCUUCCCACACUCUGAUAGGUAGGGAACAUUCUCCAAACAAUUCUUGUACCAGUUGCUUAUAAAAUUCCAGUUCUCUACAUACAUCUGAUAAUGCAUUGAACUCAGAUUCAGUUGAACUUAAAGCUAUAAGUGAUUGCUUUCUUGAUCUCCAACCAAUUAGUGCAUUUCCAAAUUUUAUCGCCAUCCCUGACACUGAUUUUCUAUCUGGUCCAGCAUCUGCCCAACUGCUGUCGGCCCAACAUUCAAGUUGUGUGCUGCCCUCUGCUGAUAGUUUUAAGCGAAACCUUUUGGUAGUUUGGAGAUACCUUAAAACUCUUUUUACUCCUUGCCAAGCAUGCAUUGAUGGUUUUUCAGCUUGUCUACACAGCAUGUUGACAGCAUAUGUUAUAUCGGGCCGAGUCCACUGUGCAAUGUGGAGUAGACUGCCUAUCGCUGACUGGUAAACCCGGGAUUACUGAACUCUGCCUGUUGCCCGGCUUGAGCAUCCUUUGUGUAACUUAACUCCAUUGGGGUUUUAACACCAGCACAGUCGUCCAUUUUAAACCUUUCCAGCAACUGCUGGAUCUUAGCUUCUUGGCUGAGCCAAUAGUUCCCAUUUUCAUCUUGCUGAAUUUUAACUCCUAGAUAAACAGAUACAGUGCCUAGUGAUUUUAUCUGAAACUUUUCUCCAAGCUUUGUGGCAAAUUGUUGUGCAAGUUUAUCGUCCUUUCCACUGUAUAAUAAAUCGUCAACAAAUAUCAAAAUAGCUUCUUGUUCACAUCCCGAGCCUUUUAGAUAAAGACACGCAUCUGCUGCGCUCUUUCUGAACCCCAUGCUCUCUAGAGCAUCGUUUAAGCAGGAAUUCCAAUUACAGGCGGACUGUUUCAACCCAUAAAUGGAUUUGUGUAGGCGCCAGACCUGGUUUGGCUUGUCUCCUUCAAAACCUGGUGGUGGUGUCAUAUAGACUUCCUCCUGUAAGUCUGCAUUUAAAUAAGCCACAUUGACAUCAAAAUGAAACAGCUUAUUUCCCUUCUUAGCUGAAGAGGCUAAAAGCAUUCUUAAUGACUCCGAUCUUGAAGUAGGGGCAUAGAUUUGAGAAUAGUGAACACCUUUGCACUGCGAAAAACCUUUUGCAACUAGUCGGGCUUUAUAUUGCAACUCCUCAGUGGUUGUGGGCUUUAAACGAUAUACCCAUCGACAACCUACAGCUUGUUGCCCUUUCGGAAGCUCUGUACUUGUAAACACACCGAGAGACUUCAUUGAAGCCAUCUCUUUUUCCAUUGCUUCCUGCCACUUUACGGCUUCUGAGCUUGGAAGCUGUUGUACCUCUAUAUAGCUAUCUGGCUCACACUGUGCCAUAUUUACGUAUACACUUGUCACCUUAAACCGCUCUGGUGGUUUGCCCUUUGUGGCACGUUUUGAUCUGCGCAAUUGUUCCUCUUGUGCCCCCUCUGGCCGUUGGCUGUCAGAAUCUGUCUCAGACUUUAUAUCUGGAUGCGCCCCUAGGGAUAAAGACCUCCGUUUAGAUACCUCCCUUGGGCUUGGUGUUGCAGGCGACCUGCUUCGCUUUUGCUGUCUGCUAGGCCUACUGACUGGCGAUGUUGGAACACUCCUAGAUUCUGGCUUUUCUACCUUAGGAGAAGAACCUUGUGCCUGGUCAGAAUCUGCAUCUGAACCAUGUGCACCAUCCCCUUCUGGCUCACCACCCUCUGGACUUUCAUUCUCAGCAUAAAUGCCUAAAUCAUCUCUCAAAAUGUCAGGGUUAGCAUGUAAGUGAGUCCAUCCGGAUUGCUCACAAAAUUCAGCGCUCCUACUGAUGACCACUCUUGUAGUAUUCCCAUCUGGGUUCACGAACCUCCAAGAUUUGGCGUGUGGUUCGUACCCACAAAAGAUGAGUUUCCUAGCCCUUGGACUUCCCUUUUUCCUUAACGCUUUUGGGAUAAGUACAUAGGCUUGAGAUCCAAACACCGAAAGUAAUUAACUUUGGGCUUCUUCCCGUAUAAAGCAAAAUAUGGCGUAGUAUCAAUUACCGAAUUAUAUACUCGGUUCAGAAUAUGAGUAGCCGUCUGCCAGGCUUCCGCCCAGUAACUUUGAGGGAGUUUAGAAUCAAAUAACAUAGAGUUUGCCAACUCUUGCAGAACCCUGUUUUUACGUUCGGCCACGCCUCCUUCUUGGGGGGAAUAAGGUGUAGACAGACGAUGCUUAAUUCCCUUUUUCUUAAAGAAAUUCUGCAACACAGACCCGGUAAAUUCUAACCCUCUGUCUGUCUGAAAAGCAAGUACUCUAGUACCGAAUUCAAGUUCUACUGCAUGAACCCAAUUUUUAACUGUUUCUGCAGUAUCUGCUUUUGUUUUGAUAGGAAAAAACCAUGUGACUUUUGUUUUGUCAUCCGAGAGACACAGUGCAUACCUCGAACCUCCCAUGCUAGCAACAGGCAUUGGGCCACAUAGGUCCAUAUGCACAAGUUGGAAUACUUUGUCAGAUUUCCUAUCUGAACUGGGAUAGCUGCAUCUAUGAACCUUCGCCCUUUUGCAUGCAGUACAAUCCAAAUACUUAGUACAUUUGUUCAUUUUGCACCCUUCUGAUAAUUCAGGUUGCCUUUUAACGUACUGAAAAUUAAUAUGUCCCAAACGGCGGUGCCAUAAAUGAACACAAGAAUUAUGGGUAGGCGAGUUCACACAACCAGCAUGAACCUGUUCAACUUCAUCUGGACUUGUCUCAAAAUAAUAUAACCCAUUUCUGCAUUCCACCUGCAAAAGAGAUACGUUAUUCUUUGAAAUAGUGCAAACCCCAUUUUCAAACACAGUUUUAAACCCAUCUCUAUCAAGUUCUGACACAGACAAAAUACACCCCUUCAUUCCCUUUAGCACAUAGGCAUCAAUUUCUGUAUGCAAACAAUUCAAGAACACUGUGCCUACGGUCUCUAAGGAACGUUUAGUUGAAUCUGCCAUUGUCACAACUUUAUGUUAGAUAAUUGAUUUAUUGCUCAGAUAAGCCUGAGGUCCGGCACACUUCCCCCAUCGCAGCUCUGCAUUCCAAUGUCCAUAUCUGAGCAUAGCAGAGUUCGUCAGCGGCAAGAGGAAACUGCAGGGGGAAAAAAACUCCAGUGCAUUCUUCAGUGUGCUUAAAUAAAGUCCACUCAGGAUCUUAGCAGCUAAAAGCAGUUUUAUUUACAGCAGGCUAUCCAUUAUCUAUCACAGCGAACAGCAUCGCGAAACACGUCCUCUCUCCUCAAAAGCGAAAGUAGAGAGAAAGAACAAAGACUUUAGUCUCUCGGAACUGACGUAGGAGUUCCCCCCUCCCACUAGUAGGCAGAGCGUACACUCUGAGCUGUUUAACCCUGUAAGCUCAGGUUCUCCUCACACUUUAAGGGUUUGCAAAUGCCUGCAAUUCUGCAAACGGACACUAGAUGGCGCCACCAGGUGGUGAGAUGCACCACUGUCGAUCAACCAGCGUAGAUUGCUGCCUUGGCCACGCCCUUGCAUCAACGCCAUUGCUGAAGCCAUGUGCUGUGUGCUGUGGGAGUAGCCACGACCUCCUCCUCUUCUUCGACGUCCCCUGGAACUCCUUGUCUGGUAACUAGGGGUAACGGCCUUGGUGCUGUCUUGACCAGGUUCACGUGUGCAGUUCCUGAUUAAAUGGGAAGAGGAACCACAGCGAAAACAGUGUCUAGCUGCAAAAGCAUUUACUGUGUUCUCAAACUCAGCAUCCCCACUCCUAGGCACAGCACAACUCCCCUUUGAAGACAAACCUCUUUCUCUUUGCCUUUUAUCCUGUUCAUCUGCAAGCCGAGAAGAAAUGUAUUCAAGGGUUAAUUCAGCUGAAGGCAUAGCUUCCAAAGUUAAAGCUAGAGUCUCAUAGCUUUUAUCAAGAGAAGACAACAAUAUGUAUGACUGCUGCUCCAUAGAGAAGGAAUGCCCAGCUGUCUUAGUUGAUUAAAGGCAGACACCAUUUUGGCAAUAUGUUCUUUCACACACGCUCCCGGUUGGAGACGUAAAUCAAACAAACAUCUUGUAGCAUGGAUCUUGGCCCCCGCAGUGUUUCUGGAAUUUAGCCGCUGCAGGACCGUCCAGACCUCAUGCGUGUUCUUUAACUCAGAAACAUAAGGCAUUUGCUCUGGUCCCACUGCCAAAACUAAUAGACCUUGGGCUUUCCUGUCGCGUUUCUGUGAAGCUGCUGCUGCUGCUUUGUCUUCUGCAGACGCGUCUGCAGCUGCCUGUAAAGGCGGUGCUUCAGUACAACUCCACAACUCUUUUGCUUGCAACCAAACCCUUACUCUAGCCUUCCAAUCUUGCCAAUUUUUCCCAUUGAGUCGCGUAAACGGGACAGCAAAACUUUCCUGGGACUCUGCCAUACUCCCUGGGGCUUAGGAACGAUACUCACACACCUGUAGACCGUCUCCAAGCUGCUGAGGUGGCUCCUUGAGGAAUAAGACGUCUUCCAGCGAGUACAAACUGCGCAGUGCCUGUUUAAAACUUUUUCUAGGCGCGUUGCAGGACUCAAGCUGCUUUGAAGGCUUUCGUUGUUGGCAACCGCUUCUGUCUUCACUCCAGUCCUUUCAUAAAUCACUCUGAACUGCACUCCUUAUCUCCUUCUUGACGUACAAACAGCCAUAACCUGUCCAUUAAACUUUAAUUAGUUUAAUGUUAAGUAAACGUCCAGUGCGCUUUCAACGCCAUAAGCCUUAUCUCAGCAGAGAAUUUCGUGCAGCGGUUGAAGAAGGCAGGAGAGUCAGUACCUUUCAAUGAAGAAUCCUGGAGCAAGCACUUUGGAACUCAAGAAAAAAAACUUUAUUUACAAAAGAAAAACCCUGGCGAUAAAGCACACAUGCUUUUAUCUCCGGCAUAAAGAAAACUUUACUCUAAACUUAACUCAUAUUAGCAAACACGGGGGAGAGAGAGAACACACGGGUGAACUGACUAUUUAUACAAACUAACUCACAUUCCUGGAUGCUUAAUGACUUCCAGCUGCUCAGUGAUUAGAGCGACUUGUUACCUCUUAACCCUUUAGUACCAACAAAUUCCAUAUUUUUCUUUCCCCCAGUUAUUGCUUCUAGUACCGUAAUAAAAAGUAGAGACGAAAGGGGGCAGCCUUGCCUGGUCCCCUUACUUACUUUACUUCUCUUAUUUCACUAUUUAGUAUCAAUUUGGCUCUCUGAUUUCAAUAUAUUGCCUCAACACCCCUAAUAAUAUUUUCUCCAAGUCCUGUUUUUUCUGUAUUUUUUUUCAUGAAUGUAAUGGUUUUAGGGGUUGCUCGUGCGUAAGCCGGUGUUUAUCUCCCCGGCAGGGUGCAAACACCUGGCUGGGUUGCCUAAGUGAACCUUUUCUGUCCGGACAGCCACUUACCCAUGGCUGACUCAAUCGCUGGCAGAAUCCGUCAGUGGGCGUUUCUUAAACUUCUUCCAGCAAAGAAGCUCUUUGACGCCUAGUCUCCUCCUACUCUCUCUGCGCGGAAGCCUUCUGCGCAAGGAGGGCGUGGGCAACGGAGGACCCUACUCUCUCCGCUGGUCCCAGGCAAGGAGUCAUGGGACCACCUCGCCGCUUCCCCCAUCUGCCCCCCUUCUCCACUGGUGCUACGCUGAUUCUCUUCCCCAGAAGAUGGGCUGCUUCUCCCGAUCCCUGGACGCUCUCUAGAAUCUCUCUGGAGCUUGCUCUCUCCCUCCCGCACUGAUGGCAGUUCCCUGACAUCCACCUCCUCCUCAGGACCCACCCCCCCACCCCUGGCGCGAUCUUCCGAUACAUCCUCCUCUCUCUCCUCAACCGACGAUGCGGGGAAUCCCCUGAAAGAACUGUCAUCCUCUUCUGAGGAUUCAAAACCAGCCUCCCAUCCGCUCGGAUCUCUUCCUGCUGGUUGAACCUCCCAGUCUGAUUCUUCUCCCUCGGACACCUCCCCUCCCUCCCCUUCGGAGGCAGGAAAACCCACAAUGUAGUCCCCUUCGUCGUCUGUAGGUCCAAAUUCUUCCUCCCAGAAUCUAGCUAAUGGUUUGGGCUUACUCGGGAACAAACCAUGAAACUCUUCCACCAGAUACCCGUCAGUGAUUGAUUCUGCAGGGACCCAGGUGUUUUCAGACCUAGGUUCCCCCUCCCAGGCUACUAAGUACUCUACCUGGCUACCUCGCCACCUUGAAUCGAGUAUUUCCGUAGCUUCGUUGCAGUGUUCCCUCUCCUCUACCCGCGGGUGGGUGGUAACCCCUCCCUCUCGUCCCGGGAAUUCCCGCCCCUCCCUGUAAGGCAAAAGUAGGGACCUAUGGAACACCGGAUGUAUCUUCAUGCUGUCAGGCAAUGUUUGAGUUUAAAUGCCACUGGGUUAACCUGCUGUAUUACCUCAAAAGGCCCCAGCCGCCUAGGCUGCAACUUCUUGCACCCCCCCCUUUAGGGGCAACCCUUGGGAUGACAACCACACCCGGUCUCCCACCCGUAUGGCCUCCCCCUCCCGACUGUCUGCCUGCCUCUUGUAAACUUCCUUGGCCCGCUCCAAGUUCAGCCUGAGUUGCUGGUGUAAGGCCUCCAUUUCCUCCACAAAUUGCUCAGCCGCAGGUACACUCCAUCCUUCCUCCCCCCGCCCCGGGAAGGCCCUGGGGUGACACCCGUAAUUGGCCAUGAAAGGGCUCAUUCCCGUGGACAUGUGUUCGGCAGUAUUGUACGCAAAUUCAGCCAAAGCUAAUUUCUCUACCCAAUCGUUCUGCCUUUCGCUGACAUAGCAGCGUAGAUACUGCUGGAGUAUACCGUUUGCUCUUUCGGCCUGCCCAUUGGUUUCUGGGUGCCUCGCCGUCGAAGCUCACCUCGACCUGUAGCAAGCUCAUGAGUCUCCGCCAGAACCGGGAGGUAAAUUGUUUCCCGCGAUCCAAGAUUACCCUCAAUGGGGCCCCAUGCAGUCUAAAAAUGUGGUCCACAAACAGCCUGGCUGUCUCCUCUGCUGUUGCUGCAUGCGAGCAAGCUACGAAAUGGCACAUUUUAGUCAGUAGAUCGACCACUACCAUGAUCACUGUCUUUCCCCUUGACUUGGGCAGAUCUGUCAUAAAAUCAAUGGACACCACCUCCCAGGGCCUUUCCGGUGUAGGUAAGAGUUCCAGUAGCCCCGCGGGAGCAGUCCUUUCCCCCUUUGCCCUCUGGCAUUGGUCGCACCCUCGUACAUAUUCUCGUACGUCUUCCCUAACCUUUGGCCACCAAAACUGCCUGGUGACAAGCAGUGGCGUAGCGUGGGUUGUCAGCACCCGGGGCAAGGCAAGUAAUUUGCGCCCCCUAACCCUAACCCCCAGAUGUUGCGCCCGGUGCGGCCGGCUCCCCCUGCACCCCCCACGCUACACCACUGGUGACAAGUAGCAUGGUCUUGUGCUGUCCAAAGUGCCCAGCUGUUGGGUUGUCAUGGAGCUGUCGUAAGUACCUUCCCCCUCAAAGUCUCCCCCGGUACAUACAGCGCCCCCUUAUAGUACAGUAGCCCUUCCUUUUCCUCAAACCCUCCAUUGUCUUCCUUUCUGUCCCUGAGCUCCCUGAUUUUUGUCUGAGCAAACUCAUCGUCUCUGGUGAGCCCUGCCAGUUCUCGUUUCCCAACCCACGCACCUCCACACACCCACCGGUCCUCGGGGAACACGUGCCUGGUCUCUGGUGGCCCCUCCCCUUCCAUGUACUCCGGUUUCCUGGAGAGUGCAUCUGCCCUUACGUUUUCCCCUCCCGGCACGUAUCGUAUCUCGAAGAAAAACUUGGCGAACUCCUGGGACCAUCUGAUCUGUCUCUGGUUGAGCACUCGCGCGGUCCGCCAGUAUUCCAAGUUCUUGUGGUCAGUUCGGACCUGGAUCUUGUGCCACGCCCCCUAUCAAGAGAUGUCUCCAUUGCGGAAAUGCCACAUAGAUCGCAAGCAGUUCUCGGUCAUACACCGUGUAGUUUUGCUCCGACUUGCUCAGCUUCCUAGAGAAAAAGGCACACGGUCUCCACUGGAGAGGUAUAGAAAUGGGGCUUCUGUUGGGAAGGGGCUGCCCCAUUUGUGCUUCUCCAGGGGCAGGAGAAUCCCUGCAGGGCCUCUGAGGCUGCCUUUCCUUCUUCCUCUCUCCCAGGACCCUGCAGCUUCUUUUGGCUCCUUGACUCUUCAGGAAGGAUAAAAGGGACAGAUUGUGCAAACCUAGUGAGAAUGGAAGGGGGAAGAUGGACGGAUGACCUGGUCAGGUUGUCUCCUGCGUCCCUCCUCUCAACCUCUGAGUGUUCCCUCCCAAGGACCUCCGAGAGAUCUGGUGAGUCCCAGGGGAGGGGAGAUGGGGACCUGGAUGGAUGGAGCCAGAGAGGAAUUGGGGGGGGGAGGCAGGCGGAUGGAGAUCGAGAAGGGGAGCACCUUUUUGGGCUCCCCCACCUGCCUGCCUGCCUGCCUGCGCCUUUGUCAUCUGCAGGCAAUUUGAGCCAGGAAUAGAUCACAGCUCCCCACCCAACGCGAUGAAUUGGCAGCUCUAAAUGUCUAAACCAGUUCUGUGAUCUGAAUGCCCUGCCAAUGUCAGAAAACUCACUGAUCCUGCUUUGCAGUUUGAAUGCAGAUGGGGCCUCUGUGUGUUGUCUUUUCCUUUUUGGAAUAAUUUCUUAUUUGCUUUUAAAAACAAGGAUCAUAGGACUAAUAAAUGAUACAAAUAUGAAGACUAAGUCUUCGCAUGCCAUUUGCAUCUCAAAAAUAGCAGAAUAAAUUUGCAGGAAUAUCUAGUAACAUAUGGUUCAUCAUUAGUGGUCGGUGUAUGAGUUCUGGGUUCAUGAAUUGGUUUGAACUGAGUUAUAGUCACGUUUCCUCUUCUGUUGCUAAUGAAAAAAUACAGAGUUGGUCUCCUCAUGGACUUGGGAGGGGAGUUCAAAGUGAAGAAAGUGAUUUACGUAUAAAUUUAAAUUUAGACCGACUAGAUUGAGGCAGCAGCUGACGGGGAGUCUUCAGGUGAAGAUGUUGCUGUUUGUUUCACAGACGAGACGUGGACGUUCCAUACAUAUCUGUAUGUGAUGAACUUCAACUCUUUGGUUGGAGACCAACAGCAUCUGGGAUUCUAAUAUCCCCCACCGUGAACCCAGAAUGGAGGGAUAUCAACUGUUUCCUCUGUGAAUGUUCUGCGUCUAGUCAUGCCUUUUAAAACAGUGAACAGGCUUCUCUGAACCACCCAGGCCUUCUUAAAUGCCGGCUUCAGAGUUUUUAGGGAGGUUGAUGUAAAUUCUGUCAGGCGUGUUGUUUUUGCUUCUGUUUGCAUUUGAUUGACCAGAGAUGACUGACCUUGGAGAUGGAGUGGAUUCCAGGAUUGAGCAAGAACAAAAUCCAUUCCAGAUAAAAGCCAAGCAAUAUGUCAGUAAAUACCGGCCAACAAAGGCAGUGAAAACUAUAGAGAGGCCCCACAUCUAGCUAUUUUUAGUUCUUCCUCUAUCACAAGCAUUAAUUAACUUGGUUCAAUGAUCUGGAGCUCCAUUUUUUCUGAGGCUCUAAUUCGCUUCUCUCUUCAUUGCAGAUGGAGAUGAACUGGAAGGGAAGAACAAGGGGGAGCACAACAGAAUCCACGUAGCAGAGAAGUCAAAUAAACAUUCAGAGUGUGGAGAGAACAUUGGUCAGAGCUCCCAUUUCACCUCCCGUCAAAGAAAGAGCUUCGUUCAGAGGGAUAGCCUCACUGCACACAAAAGAGGACAGAGCAGGGAGAAACCCUAUCAGUGCUUGCAAUGUGGGAAGAGCUUCAGUCAAAGGACCCAUCUCACUUUCCAUCAAAUAAUUCAUACCGGGGAGAAACCCUAUCAGUGCUUGGAAUGUGGGAAAAGCUUCAGUCAGAGGGGCAAUCUCACUUCCCAUCAAAGAACGCAUACAGGAGAAAAACGCUAUCAGUGCUUGGAAUGCGGAAAGAGCUUCAGUCACAGGCACCGUCUCACUUCCCAUCGCAGAAUUCAUACAGGGGAGAAACCCUAUCAGUGCAUGGAAUGUGGGAAGAGCUUUAAUCAAAGCGCACAUCUCACUUCCCAUCAAAGAAUUCAUACCGGGGAGAAACCCUAUCAUUGUCUGGAAUGUGGAAAGAGCUUCAGUCUCAGGCAGAAUCUCACUUCCCAUCAAAGAACUCAUACAGGAGAAAAACGCUAUCAGUGCUUGGAAUGUGGGAAGAGCUUCAGGGAGGCGGCCAAGCUCACUUUGCAUCAAAGAACUCAUAAAGGGGAGAAACCCUAUCAGUGCUUGGAAUGUGGAAAGAGCUUCAGUCAGAAGGUGAAUCUCACUUCGCAUCAAAGAACUCAUACAGGGGAGAAGCCCUAUCAGUGCUUGGAAUGUGGAAAGAGCUUCACUGAUAGCUCCAGUCUCACUUCCCAUCGCAGAAUUCAUACAGAAGAAAAACCCUAUCAGUGCUUGGAAUGUGGAAAGAGCUUCAGUCAAAGCGCCAAUCUCACUUCCCAUCAAAGAAUUCAUACCGGGGACAAACCCUAUCAUUGUCUGGAAUGUGGAAAGAGCUUUCGUCAGAGUGGUGAUCUCACUUCCCAUCACAGAAUUCAUACAGGAGAGAAACCCUAUCAGUGCUUUGAAUGCGGGAAGAGCUUCAGGGAGGGGACAAAGCUCACUUUGCAUCAAAGAACUCAUAAAGGGGAGAAACCCUAUCAGUGCUUUGAAUGUGGAAAGAGCUUUCGUCAGAAGGUGAAUCUCACUUCCCAUCAAAGAACUCAUACAGGGGAGAAACCCUAUCAGUGCAUGGAAUGUGGAAAGAGCUUCAAUCGGAAGGAUAGUCUCACUUCCCAUCACAGAAAUCAUACCGGGGAGAAACCCUAUCAGUGCUUGGAAUGUGGAAAGAGCUUCAGUCUCAGGCAGAAUCUCACUUCCCAUCAAAGAACUCAUACAGGAGAGAAACCCUAUCAGUGCUUCGAAUGCGGGAAGAGCUUCAGUCAGAGCUCCCAUCUCACUUGCCAUCAAAGAAUUCAUACAGAGGGGAAACCAAAAAAGAGAAAUAAAACAAAAAAUAUUAAACAAUCCUUACAAAAUACAAUUGUAUAGAAAAGAGAAUGGGGCGGAUAUAAACGAAAAAUACUGUUUAUGACAUUUGUAUCAUAUAUAUGAUAUCAUUCGUCAACCCAUAGAAAGACAGGCUCCCCCACUUCUCCCCUGCGUGACCCCCUCUUCUUCCCGUAUCCCACCCUGAGAGAUCCUUCCCUGCGUUCCUUGCAGGUCCCUCGCACCUCCAACUCUCCUCUUCCUAUGUGUGUCCUCCUAAAUUCAAAAUAAAGGAAUCUUAAUAUAAAAUACAAAAAAUAGAUGAUGAUGAUGAUGAUGAUGAUUUAUUGAUACCCUUCCCAUCUGGCUGGGUUUCCCCAGUCACUCUGGGCAGCUUCCAACAAAAUAUUAAAAUACAGUAAUGCAUCAAAUAUUAAAAGCUUCCCUAAACAGGGCUGCCUUCAGAUGUCUUCUUAAAGUCUGGUAGUUGUUUUUCCUUUGACAUGUGCUGGGAGGGUGUUCCACAGGGCAGGCACCGAAAAGAAAACCCCCAUCUCCAUCUGAAAAUCAUCUGUAGCAACAAUUAUUCAUAAUUUGCACUCCAGAAUAAACCCAGCUGUAUUUAGCAUACAGUGGUGUAGUGGUUAAGAGCGGUAGAUUCGUAAUCUGGGGAACCGGGUUCGCAUCUCAGCUCCUCCACAUGCAGCUGCUGGGUGACCUUGGGCCUGUCACACUUCUGUGAAGUCUCUCAGCCCCACUCACCUCACAGAGUGUUUGUUGUGGGGGAGGAAGGGGAAGGAGAAUGUUGGCCGCUUUGAGACUCCUUCGGGUAGUGAUAAAGCGGGAUAUCAAAUCCAAACUCUUCUUCUUCUUCUCCUCUUCACCAAGAUGACACAUUCCCUUCGUCUCCCUCCCUAGCCCAGCUUUCAAAUCUUAACCAACUCAGACAGUGCAAUAUGACUCUUAUAAUGAUCGUCUAAUAAUCCAAAUUAGUAUUUCUCCAGCUUCUAGGUCCAGUUUCUAUAAAGCCUUUGAAAAACUGUUCCAACAAAUCUCAGCCAAGUCACAAUCCAAGAUUAUGGUCUCUUAUAAUGUUCAUCCAAUCCUGCUUCCUCUUCUUUCUUCUUUUCCUAAUCUUUGGACAUUUUAAUCCACUGGGGAUGGGGAAACAGGCAUCUUAAUUCCCUUUCCUCAAAUGAGAUCAUAGCUUGUGUUGUUCACCGUUUCCGGAGUUCAUGAGAUCCGCAGAGACGUGGGAAUAGUAUUAAAUGCAGAACUAAAGUCUACAAAUAACAAUCUCGCAUAGUUCGCUUUCUUCUCCAAAUGAGUCAGGACAGCAUGUAAAGCCACAGCAUCCUCCGUGGAUCUCUUUGCUUUUUCAAAACAUUUCAUUAUAAUGGGUGUCAAUGCCACAGGGCAAAAAUCAUUCAGACUAUCUUUGGGUUUUUUGGCAGGGGUAUAGAAUCAUAGAAUCAUAGAGUUGGAAGAGACCACAAGGGCCAUCGAGUCCAACCCCCUGCCAAGCAGGAAACACCAUCAGAGCACUCCUGACAUAUGGUUGUCAAGCCUCUGCUUAAAGACCUCCAAAGAAGGAGACUCCACCACACUCCUUGGCAG